UCAUUGUUGUUUACUUAUUAAACAUACAAAAUCUAUACUCGAGAAUAUUUAAUGACAGCAAUUAUUAAAAUAUAUUAUUGUUCUCAAUUGUUAAUUAAAUGUAUUUUAUAAAUAGUAAUUGUCAGUGAAAUUUAUGAAUAUUGGUGAUUUUGUUAAAAUUAUUAUGUCAAGAAGAAAAAAUAUUAUUAAUAUUUUGAACAAUCUUAACAACAACAACAACAACAACAACAACAAUAAUAAUAAUUCUCGACAGUACGACAACGUGGAUUACACUCAAUUGACAGAAGCUGAUCAUAAUGGAUUUGUUGAUUCACAGUUUGCAAGGCCGCCGAUUAAAAUUCCCUGGAAAGCAAUAACAUUAGCGUCAUUGUUGUUUAUCGGUGGAACUGUAAUGUUGAUUAUUGGGAGUCUUAUUGUCAGUGGUCAUAUUGACACUAAGUACAGCGACCGUAUGUGGCCGAUAAUAAUUUUAGGGAUCUUAAUGUUUAUCCCGGGUGCUUACCACGUGAGAGUAGCGCUAAUGGCGUACCGAAAAAUUCCCGGGUAUUCUUUUGACGACAUACCUGAAUUUGAUUAAUUUUAAUUGUACUUAAAUAAUAUUACUAGUGUUAAUCAAAGCUUGCAAUUAUUUAUAUUUUUCUAAUUAAUAAUAUUAUUUAAACUGUAAUUUCUGCACAAUUUAAAUAAAAUAAAUUUAUCACAAAACAAAGUUAAGUAUAAAAUG
Messenger RNA from Cotesia glomerata, 724 nucleotides. Its product is annotated as transmembrane protein 230. Gene Ontology annotation, cellular component: endomembrane system. Lineage: Eukaryota; Metazoa; Arthropoda; Insecta; Hymenoptera; Braconidae. The transcript has 4 exons. Bases 134 to 577 code for a protein of 147 amino acids. The record is from RefSeq and is a predicted model, not a curated record.